This is a messenger RNA of Salpingoeca rosetta, 1970 nucleotides long. RefSeq lists its product as uncharacterized. NCBI's taxonomy places the organism in Eukaryota, Choanoflagellata, Craspedida, Salpingoecidae. The record is from RefSeq and is a predicted model, not a curated record. Gene Ontology annotation, biological process: protein homooligomerization. Gene Ontology annotation, molecular function: protein binding. Bases 7 to 1839 code for a protein of 610 amino acids. The transcript has 6 exons.
CUGCGAAUGAUAUCCCCAAUGUUUCAGGAAGCGGAAGAGCGAGUGCGGGCGUUGGUGCGGGAGGAGGUGGAUGGCCUGCGCCGCGAGUUUGAUGUGUUGCGCAGGGAGUGCGAGCAGUUCACGCAGGAGUGCAGACGAGAGCUACAGGAACAGCGGCGCUGGCUUACAGACGCACUCGCUAGAGUCGAAGAUCGCCUGCUUCAAGGUGCCCAGCAUCACCCAGGGCAACACGGGCGCCAACAGCAGCGACCACUCAACGCAACAACCAGCGAUGCAAGCGCCGACCGAGGACAACCGCAGUCAUUCCCAGCAUCAUCAUCAUCGUCCUCAUCAGCAGGAAACGUGAAGCUACCAGCAUCGUCGGUGCGCAGAUCGCUUAAAACACGCGACGCCACUCACCACCAGCAGCACCAGCAGCACCAGCAUCAAGAGACUGCGAACACCGACGUCGAUGCUGAUGAGGAUGGCAUCGUCCCGAGCACUGCUGUUGUUACGCUGAACGUGGGCGGAUCUCUGUUUUCCACACUGGCGUCCACGCUGAGGAGAGUGCCAGACAGCUUCUUUGACAUCAUGCUCAGCGGCCGGCAUCCGGUGGCGCGGGAUGAGGCCGGCCACAUCUUCAUUGACCGCAACAGCGUGCACUUCCCCGUCAUCCUGGACUGGCUGCGGGACCCAGGCUCGCCACAAGCGCUUCCAUUCAACGACGCGGAGUUCUUGCAUGAGCUGGAGUACUAUGGGCUCGCAGAUGCCGUCCUCGGCGACUGGACCACAUCUGAGCCAGACCUCACAGCCGUCACGGGUGGCGUGUAUGCGAUUGGCUCCGAGUCGCCCAACGAGCGCUACGACAUGGACCGCAACAUCUGGUAUCCCGUGGCCGAUCUGCUGCAGCCGCGUACGGACUGCAAGUACACGUGGUUCAACAACCGCCUCUAUGCCAUUGGCGGCCGCGAUCGCCAGCGCGUGUAUGCCGCCGUCGAGCGCUUUGACCCGCGCAAGAACAACUGGGUGCCUGUGCCCGACAUGCACCAUGCACGCCGCAGCGUGGCGUGCGCCAUCCUGCACGGGCAGCUCUACGUUAUUGGCGGCCUUGACCACGACGGGCGCUGCCUUGCGUUUGCAGAGCGGUACGACCCGGACACGCGCACGUGGGAGGAACUGCCUCCGCUGCAGCAGUGCGCCGGCCCCGUUGCAUGCGUGGUCGUGCGCGGGCGGCUGUAUGUGUUUGGUGGGAGCGAGAUGCUGGCGGACCCGCGGAGCUACGUGCCAGUCAACGCGGUGGAAAUGUAUGAUGAGGAGCACCGCACGUGGGUUGCGCGGGCACCCAUGCCGCAGCCCCGGUAUGAGCUGCACGCUGCUGUUGUCCGCACGGAGGUGGUCAUUGUCGGCGGCCUCGCAUCCAGCUCAACGGCUUCCGCCCUCUCGCGCACGGACAUCUACAGCACGGAGACGGACACGUGGCGGUCUGGUCGCGACAUGCGCCUGCAGCGCUUCUCCGUCGCCUGCUGCGACACCAUCGGCAAUAUGGUUUAUGUCGCCGGUGGCUCAAACCCGGUCGCCCUCGAGACCGUCGAGAGGUACGACCUUGACACGGACACCUGGACCAUCCUCCCAAACAUGUCCCAGCACCGCCACUUCUUCUCCGCUGCCGUCUUUCAAGGGCGGCUGCUGACGGUGGGCGGGAUGACGUAUCGGCGGGAUCGGCGCUCGCAGCGCGUGGGAGCGAGCAUGCCUGUGACGACGGUGGAGGCGUAUGACCCGGCCACCAACAAGUGGUACACGCUCGCCCCGCUCAACAACGCGCGUGCCCACGGCGUGUGCGUCACGGCAUCCUCCUUUUGAUUCCAAAGAGGGCAGAGAGGGGGGGGGGUGUGGGCGUGCGUGCGCGGAGGUGGUGUGGUGCUGCUAUGUAUUCUUGAUGGGUGAAAUGUGUGCUGUGGGUGUAUGAACUCAUGAAUGAAAGCGCAAGGAGA